Labeo rohita (rohu) is the source of this 2013-nucleotide messenger RNA. RefSeq lists its product as uncharacterized. NCBI's taxonomy places the organism in Eukaryota, Metazoa, Chordata, Actinopteri, Cypriniformes, Cyprinidae. Bases 120 to 1739 code for a protein of 539 amino acids. The record is from RefSeq and is a predicted model, not a curated record. Gene Ontology annotation, molecular function: GTP binding. The transcript is spliced from 3 exons.
UUGGCUAGUGUAUAAAUAUAGCGAUAGAUCUUCCUUGUUUCAAGUUCCAAUGAGUGGAAGGAAGAAACUCUGUUAAACAGCAAAAAUAUUCUGGUGAACUCUCUAAGCCGACAUCAAUCAUGGCAGAUUCUGCUGAAAGACAAAAUACAGCCAGCUUGGAAGAUAAAUUGCACAAAAUCAAUGAAAUUAUCAAGCAAAGUACUGUAAUGGAAGAGGGUACUCUUCCUCGAUAUCGUCUGAAACCAAGAACAGACUCUGCUGAUAAUUAUCCAUCAUAUAGAAAAAUUACCUUUGGAGAAAGAGAAAGAGAUAACAACAAAACCCAUAAAACCAUUCUAAUGGUGGGAGAAACAGGAGCAGGAAAAACAACACUGAUCAAUGCAAUGGUAAACUACAUCUUAAGGAUAGAGAAAAAUGAUAAAGUUUGGUUUGAGAUUACAGAUGACAACAGUGAUGAACAUCGGUCUUUAGUUCAAAGUCAGACCUCCAGGAUUACUAUCUAUGACUUAAAUCUACAAGACCGUAAAAUCUAUUUAACAAUCAUCGACACACCAGGAUAUGGAGACACACAUGACAUUCAGAAUGAUAAAGAGAUCGCCAUGAGUUUGCUUAAUUUAAGCAGAUGCAAUGACUGGGUCCAUGAAAUACACACAGUGUGUUUGGCGAUUAAAGCAACAGAGAAUCGACUCUCUGACAGACAACAAUACAUAUUUGAUGCUGUUCAGUCUUUGUUUGGAAGAGAUAUUGCUGAAAACAUUGUCUUGCUCUUCACACACUCAUGUUUAUGUCCUAAAAAUGCCCUGAUGGCUGUUAAAGAGGCUAAAGUCAAGUGUGCAGUAAAUGACAAGAAUCAGCCAGUGUUUUUCACGUUUAACAAUUGUCAUUCAGAAGCUGCUGAUCAAAAAGAUGAAAAUAUGGAGAAUUAUGCAUGGAAACUCAGUAAUGAAGGAAUGAAAGGACUGUUCAAUUUUCUUGACAACAUAAAACCAAAAACCCUAAAGAUGACUCAAAAUGUGUUACAACAACAGAAGCAGCUGGAGGCAAAUAUCUUUAAUUUACAAUCACGUGUUCAAGAGAUGGAACUAAAGCAAAAUGAGCUGACACAAACUCAAGAAGCUCUGGAAAAGAACAAGGAAGAUGUCAGGAACAAUAAAAAUUUUGAGUAUGAAGUUGAAGUGACCUACAAAGAGAAGAUUCCCAUAGAUCCAAAAAUGUGGCGCUUGACCAAAAAGGCAACAUGCUGCACCAUCUGUGAGGAGAACUGUCAUUAUCCAGGAUGUUGGUGGGCCGAUGAUAUCUCAUGGUGCAGCGUGAUGAAAGAUGAUUAUUGUACAGUGUGCACAAAUAAAUGCCACUACAGCAGACAUGUCAAAGAAGCAAAAAUAUAUGAAGCAAAGAAAGAGAAGAAAACGAGAACCUAUGAAGAAUUAAAAAAUAAAUAUUUUGGUGAGAUUUGUGCUGGUAAGUCUCUGGUCAAGAAGCUGGAAGAAGAACUGCAAGAAUUAGAAAUCAAGAAGACACAGCUGGUGAAUGAAGCUUUUGACUGUGUGGUAAAUCUGGAGAUGACUGCACUCAAUCCUGAUUCUCUGCUAAUACUACUGCAUGUUGAUUUUCUGACUGAGAAACUGAGGGAAAUUAAAAUGUUUGAAAAGGCCAAAAUACUGGAAGACAUAAAGAGGAGAGCAGGAGGACAUAAAAAAGGAGCACUGGGAUAUUUCACAAGAUUAGUUAAAAAAUAAACAUAAAUAAUACCUCAGCUACAAAAACCUGCUGAAAAAAAAAAAAAAAAACUAGGAUCCUGAAAAUGUUUUUGUUUCUUUCAAAGCAUGUGUUUCAGCUGAUGUAAAGAUGUAGUUUUAAUUAUUGCAAUUGCAAGGUUUUAUGAAUCUAACAUGUUUCUUUACACUUGUGUUUCACAUGUGUUUUGUUUUGGAUAGAGGGCAUGUGCAAAAUUAACUGAUGUAAAUUGCUAUAUUGAUUACCAACAUGUGUUUCUUGGAAUCAAUAAAUUUG